GGCAGCCUGGCCUCGUCUCGUCCGGUCAUCCCGUCUCGGCCUCGCCUCGCAUCGCCUCUCUCUCUAGCUGCUUGUGCUUCUCUCUCUAGCCCCCCUCCUCCCUCCUCUCCUCCCCCACUCGCACAGUGCCCAAUGCCGCGCAAACCCUAGUGCCCCCACUCCCGAUCUCGCGCGGCAGCCAUGGGGAACUGCUGCCGCUCGCCGGCCGCCGCCGCGCGGGAGGACGUCAAGUCGUCGCACUUCCUGGCCUCCGCCGGCGGGAAGAAAAAGCCCCACCAGGCGCGGAACGGCGCUGGGGCCGGCGCAGGCGGCGGCAGCGCCGGGGAGAAGAAGCGGCUGUCGGUGCUCGGGGAGGAGGGGUGCGACGUGGGCGCCGGGAUCGAGGAGAAGUACGCCCUGGACCGGGAGCUGGGGCGCGGCGAGUUCGGGGUGACGUACCUGUGCAUGGACCGGGGCACGCGGGAGCUGCUGGCCUGCAAGUCGAUCUCGAAGCGGAAGCUGCGGACGCCCGUGGACGUGGAGGACGUGCGCCGGGAGGUGGCCAUCAUGCGGCACCUGCCCAAGAGCCCCAGCAUCGUGUCGCUGCGGGAGGCGUGCGAGGACGACGGCGCCGUGCACCUCGUCAUGGAGCUCUGCGAGGGUGGGGAGCUGUUCGACCGCAUCGUGGCCAGGGGGCACUACACGGAGCGCGCGGCGGCCGCGGUCACGCGCACCAUCGUCGAGGUCGUGCAGGUCUGCCACCGCCAUGGCGUGAUCCACCGGGACCUCAAGCCCGAGAACUUCCUCUUCGCCAAUAAGAAGGAGAACUCACCGCUCAAGGCCAUCGACUUCGGCCUCUCCAUCUUCUUCAAGCCUGGUGAAAAGUUUUCGGAAAUUGUGGGAAGUCCCUACUACAUGGCUCCGGAAGUCCUGAAGAGGAACUAUGGUCCUGAAAUAGACAUAUGGAGUGCUGGUGUUAUCUUGUAUAUUUUGCUAUGUGGUGUUCCUCCAUUUUGGGCUGAGACUGAACAAGGAGUCGCACAAGCUAUUCUUCGGGGAAAUAUAGAUUUUAAGCGAGAACCCUGGCCCAAUGUUUCAGAUAAUGCUAAAGAUCUUGUUCGACAGAUGCUUCAGCCUGAUCCAAAACUCAGGCUAACGGCAAAACAAGUUCUUGAACAUCCCUGGCUACAAAAUGCUAAGAAAGCUCCAAAUGUUCCUCUUGGAGACAUCGUAAAGUCCAGGUUGAAACAGUUUUCAAGGAUGAACAGAUUCAAAAGAAGAGCUCUGAGGGUGAUUGCUGAUCACUUGUCUGCUGAAGAGGUUGAGGACAUAAAAGAGAUGUUCAAAGUGAUGGAUACCGAUAAUGAUGGUAUAGUCUCUUACGAAGAGUUGAAGAAUGGGAUCGCAAAAUUUGGUUCCCAUCUUGCAGAAUCUGAAGUGCAAAUGCUUAUCGAAGCUGUGGAUACAAAUGGUAGAGGAGCACUUGAUUAUGGUGAAUUUUUGGCUGUCUCGCUUCACUUGCAAAGGAUGGCAAAUGAUGAGCACCUUCGGCGGGCCUUCCUAUUUUUUGACAAGGAUGGCAAUGGUUUCAUUGAGCCUGAGGAGCUUCAGGAAGCCCUGGUGGAGGAUGGAGGAGCCGAUAGCAUGGAUGUGGUCAAUGACAUAUUGCAUGAGGUCGACACGGAUAAGGAUGGUAAAAUUAGCUAUGAAGAAUUUGUCGCAAUGAUGAAGACUGGCACAGACUGGAGAAAGGCAUCAAGGCAUUAUUCAAGAGGGCGCUUCAACAGCCUUAGCAUAAAGCUUAUAAAAGAUGGGUCUCUAAAACUAGGUAAUGAGUCGGCCGCGAGCUUGACCCGGGCGCGCGUGGGCACGCACCCAGUCCCAGCCAUGUCAGCGCCUGCCGCGGAGGGGGUCGUGGCGGGAUUCCGCGGGGAGCAGAGGAGCUUCGCGCGCGCAGCCUCCUCUGCCUUCGGGGCCGCUGAGUUCGCCUCCGGAUUCGAUGGCCCCCAGCUCCCGCCGCUGCGGCUGCGGGCCUCGUGCGGCGGCGGCGCGAUCGCCAGCCCGUGCUCCAGCUCCUCCUCCGAUACCUUCGUCAGCAUGCGCUCCACGCCCUCAGAAACGCUGAACCCGUGUGGGCUAUGGUCGCCGCCGCGCGCUCCGUCCGAGGCGUCCGAGUUCGGCACGGCGCGCGAGUACGACACCACCGAUCCCUUCUUCGGUGACAACUGGCUCCACGACAACCACCUCUUCCACGGCAAGCCGGAGAGCGAAGGCAGCGAAGGGGAGGACAAGUUCAUUGUUGGUGAUGACGUCAGCUUGCCGCGGAAUGAGAUGCAGGAGCUUAGUGAUGGCUGCGGCCACAGGCACGUACACAGAGACCGAAUCGCGGAUUCCGAUAGGUGCGCAGAGGUGAAUGCGUGCUCGUCACCGCCCUGUGGCUGCUGCUACGGGGAAAAGGAGAAUGAUGAGGAGUUGGUGAGAGAUUCUUGCUCUGCUGUUUAUGGGAGGUAUCAGAUCAUGGACGACCAUACGGAACUGCUUGAUGAGUGUGUGGCAGAAGCAUUCCGGUUCAGGCUGACUGCAUUUGAUGAUGCUGGCGAUUGCUUAGUGGAUUUCAAGAAAGCAGAUGGCGAUGGGUUGGAUCUUAGUGCUCUGGAGAAGGAGCUUCAAAUGCUUACUCCGUACUUGGCUGAUGCAGAUGCUCUAGAGAAUACUGGGCUUCAACAUGACUUCAUAGGCAAUGAAAAACUAGAUGUCCGCAUGGUAACAAAUGAGGAAAUUGCUGAUGCCGAAGAAUUUCUAAAAGAUAGCUACAGCAUACAUCCUUUUCCUGAGAGCAGUGACCCUUUAGAUGUUUAUGGGGUGGAAGAUUUCGUGACAGCAGAUACAAAUGUUCAAAAUUCUACUAUUCACAAAAUCCAGGAAGAUCCAAAAGUUGAUCCUGCACUCUCUAAGUUUUAUCAGGAGUAUGAGGUAUUUGACUUGAAAAUUUUCCACCGGAAGAACAGGACUGGCUUUGAGGAAAACAAAGAAUUCCCUAUUGUCAUGGAUUCAGUUAUAGCUGGAAGAUAUCGUGUCACUGAGUAUCUUGGUUCUGCUGCAUUCAGCAAGGUUGUACGUGCACACGAUCUUCAAACUGGAGUUGAUGUAUGUCUUAAAAUAAUAAAAAAUGAUAAGGAUUUCUUUGACCAGAGCUUGGAUGAGAUAAAGCUCCUUAAGUUUGUCAAUAAGUAUGACCCAGAUGAUGACCAUCACAUACUUCGUCUCUAUGAUUACUUCUACUUUCAGGAACAUCUCUUCAUUGUCACUGAAUUACUACGCGCAAAUCUGUAUGAGUUUCAGAAAUAUAACCAGGAGUCUGGUGAUGAGGUAUACUUUUCAUUGCCCAGAAUACAGGCUAUAGCUCGACAAUGCUUGGAGGCUUUGGUGUACUUGCAUCAUUUAAACAUUGUUCACUGUGACCUGAAACCCGAGAAUAUCCUUCUGAAGAGCUACAGCAGAUGUGAAAUCAAGGUUAUUGAUCUUGGAAGCAGCUGCUUCAUGUCAGACAACUUAAACUUGUACAUUCAAUCACGUUCUUACCGAUCUCCUGAGGUCAUCCUGGGUUUGCCAUAUGAUCAAAAAAUUGACAUUUGGUCUCUUGGCUGCAUCUUGGCUGAACUAUAUACUGGUGAAGUGCUCUUUCCUAAUGAAUCAAUACCAAUCAUUCUUGCUCGUAUGAUUGGGACAAUUGGUCCAAUUGACAUGGAAAUGCUUGCGCUGGGACAGGAGACAGAGAAGUACUUCACAGAUGAUUAUGACCUUUUCCACAAAAAUGAGGAGACAGGUCAGUUGGAAUAUUUGAUCCCAGAGAAAUCAUCUUUGCGGCGCCACUUGCAAUGCCCAGACAAGAAGUUCGUUGAUUUUCUCUCGUACCUGCUGCAAAUAAAUCCCAGAAAGAGACCAACGGCCAUUGAAGCAUUGCAACACCGAUGGCUUUCAGUAGUAUAUAGCUGAGCUUGCCAAUCAAGCUCUUUCCUCACAAAUAGGGACAGUGUCUGAAGUCACUCCUCUUUCCUCACGAGUAGGAUCAGUUUCUGAAGUUACUUGACUCAUGAAACAACAGGCUUCCUUUGGAGCAGGAUUUGGCUUCGUGGGAUUUUUUUUCCAGGUCAAUCCUUGGCAAUGAAAUCCUGUUUUGCAACGUCAAUUGAUCGUGGAUACACGCUAGUUCGUGCAUGUAAAUAUGAGAAAAUUACCUGUUGUAUAUGUACAGUUGUCAUGUACUACGAUGUAAUUGAUCCAACUAUAGCCAAUUAAAUUGUUAUGUUUCUGUAUUUCUUGAUCUACCUAUGACAUCACUCUGAUGUAAUUUCUGUGUUCUUGAGUUAACUGAAUUUUGUGGUUCUUGACCUAUGAUUUAUUUAAUCCAAUUCAGGAAAUAUCAA
This is a messenger RNA of Panicum virgatum (switchgrass), 4406 nucleotides long. RefSeq lists its product as uncharacterized. Gene Ontology annotation, molecular function: calcium/calmodulin-dependent protein kinase activity; calmodulin binding; calcium-dependent protein serine/threonine kinase activity. The transcript has 15 exons. Gene Ontology annotation, biological process: intracellular signal transduction; peptidyl-serine phosphorylation; protein autophosphorylation. The coding region runs from base 181 to 3975 and encodes 1264 amino acids. Gene Ontology annotation, cellular component: cytoplasm; nucleus. NCBI's taxonomy places the organism in Eukaryota, Viridiplantae, Streptophyta, Magnoliopsida, Poales, Poaceae. The record is from RefSeq and is a predicted model, not a curated record.